AUGAGUAUACAAGAAUUCUUUCGAGGGCGUAAUGUCUUCAUUACAGGCGCGACCGGAUUCAUGGGCAAAGUAUUAGUCGAAAAAUUGGCUCGAUCAUGUCCGGGUAUUGGGAAAAUUUGCAUAUUGGUGAGACACAAAAAAGGAAAAGACCUGAACCAUAGAAUCAAGGAAAUCUUGGACGUUCCAGUAUGCAAUCAUUUAUUAUUCAGUUUACAAUACUAUCUAACUAUGUAUUAUUUGUGUGCAUACAUAUUUUGUUCAUUAUAAUUUAUUAUUUAUAUUGUAUCAAAAAAUCAACGACAUAUUAUUCGUAUAAUCAUAUAAUAACAUAGUAUUACAUAAUAUGAUGCAUACGAAGGUUAUUAUAGUAUUUUAUUUUAUAUAAAGAAACUUCUAAGUGACUGCGAUAGUGCGGUAGUAUUCAAUGGUGAACACUGUUAAUAUUAUUAUGUUUUGUGCUUUAACCCGAGCGUUUGGAGAAGAAGAAACAAGUUUUUCGACAUAUUAUUAUAUGUAAUUCAUAAAAAUGGUGAAAUUCGAAUUAUUUUCUUCUUUAUUGUGGAGCGAUAAUUAAACUGCUAUUCUCCAUAUAAAUUAUAAACCGCAGUGAAUUGCAAACCAUGUAAUAACCAGUAUUUUACCAAGUAAACUUAGUGAAGAUUUCAAUAGGUAAUUAUAUAAUGUGAUUAUUUUAAACAUGCAAUGUUCGAAAUCGACUGUUUUUAUACAAAACGGGGGUAAUAGUUUAAAUGCCUACUCGUAUGUUUGUCGACGUAAUCAUAUUCGGACUUUUAAAAUAAUCCAUUGUUCACAAUAUUUAGCUUGUGUAUUGAUUUUAUCACUAUUUCUUUGUUAUUCUUGUUUAUUCAAUUUUUUGUUUGUUUAUACACAGUGCUUAAUAACGUACCUACGGAUAGCUAUCACAAUUAUAAUAUACAAAUAUUUUCCGCCCAUUUUUUUAUUUUAUAGAUCAUUAAUUUAAUUUCAAAGUUAUCUUGGAUGCCGUUAUAUUACUGCAACGAUAUUCUAGUUCUUCUUCUCGUCUUUAAUCAAUCACCCGAUUGGUUUGCUGUAGAUCACUGUGCCGAUUUUGACGCUUUUCGUUAAACUAUCAUGACGCAAUGAAUGCCCUAUCAUUUUGUCCCUUCUAUUUUUAAUAAUAUGUUUCGUUUUUCUUUCAUUUUGUUCAGUACUUCUCGGUUUGUGACUUUUUUUCGAUUUUUCAAUAGUUAAGUCGUUGAGUGGUGCAAUUAAAUCUAUGAUUAUCAAUUGUUACAAUAUACAAAUAACCUAUUGCAAGAACAUAAAUAAGCACGAUUUUAAGUACCUAUAAAUUAUGUAACUGUUAUUUAUGCUACACAUACAAUAUAAUCGUGUGAAAAGUGUAAACAUUCGUGUGAAAGUUGCCCAUAAAUCAGUUGCACUAUUUUAUACCUUUACUCUCAUAUACAAAAUCAUUGUCUCAUAAAAAGUAAAUUGUAGUUGUAUAUGAUAGGUGUAUAGGAAAUAAUAUGGGUAGGCACAUAGUCUAGGGACUGGAAACUCACCCGAUAUUGCGCAACUCGGCAAAAUCGUUUUAUUAUUGUUGUUGGUAUAUUGUUACCUAUACGACGCGACGUUGAAAGAAAUAAUUUAUUCAUAGCAUUUGAAAAACGAAAUUUAACAUAUUUCACCAUAAUACGAGUAUUUAUCCAAGAAUUUCGCAAUAUAAUUUUAUCGUUAAAUAAAUAUUGUGAUAUGACGCGUAAUGUGAUUAAAUUCAGUUUCACCAUUGAAAAAAACUAUUAAUACAACAAUAAAACUUGGUAUAUAUUUUACAACAAUACGAUAAAAAAGCAUGAGUACUAUACUACGAUGUUUGCAUGGGCACCUGAAGAGGGGUAAGGCGGGGUAUCUGCCUUCUCUGGACUUCAAAAUUUAAAAUAUAAUUUUAUUGUAAGUACUUUUUGGUGUUUGGUUUUAUUAUGCACCUCCCUCAUAAAUUUCCCGUGGACGUCCAUGAGAGUUUGACGGGAGUAAAUAUCCCCAUUGCUUUCUUCUCCAAGAUCUACCACGGAUUUGCUUACAUAGGUAUUGUUUUUAAUCUUUCGUUAGAUUAAGAAUUUAUUCAACGAAAAUAAAAAAUAUAAUAUAAUAUCGACGUUUUAUUUUAAUAAUUGUAUAUGAUGGUAUCUAAACAUAUUUAAUAUUCACCAGCUUGUAUAUUAUUGAUUUUAAAAUAUUUUCCGUGUACAGCUUUUCGAUACAAUCAAAGAACAAAAGCCGGGUUUGAUGGAGGAAAAAUUAUUGCCACUAAAAGGCGACAUGACCGAAUUACGACUCGGCUUGUCAGAUGAAGAUUAUGAUUUUUUGGUGAAAAACGUUUCGGUAAUAUUUCACGUGGCCGCCAGUGUCCGAUUCGACGAGUCGAUAAAAGACGCGACUAUUAUGAAUGUUAGAGGAACACGUGAAGUCGUUCAAUUGGCAAAACAAGUAGACAAUUUAGCAGUAAGUCGACUUUGCAUUUUACUUGUAUUAUGCACUUUAUUAUUAUGGUGUUUAAUAUAAACGUUUCAAGUCAAAUACUUUUACAUCUGUUAUCAUAUGUCUAGAUACGACAAACAACAGCAUCAUAUAUGACAUCGAAUUUAAUAAUAGAAAAUUUAUAAACCGAUUUCAAAAAGAAAAAAAAAAGAUUAAAAUAAAGAAAAUAUAAUAAACUUAAAACAUCAAAUGUUCUAAAAUAGUUGAAGACAAAGUUUAAAAUCCGUUGACUAGGGCGCCUUUGAAUGUAAUUUGUUAAACAUUACUACGUUUCAAUGUUUAAUAUUAUUAAUUUGGCGCCGACUUCCACAGAUUUUAUAGAAUCUUAAAAUCUAUUAUUAUGUUCAACUUCUUAGAACUUUUUAUGCAUUAAGCCGAUUGUGUUAUUUUAUUUGAAUUAUUUUUGUUUUUGAAAUAGCUUUUUUUAAAACAAAAUUAUUAAUUUUAAUCUUUUUAGUUUUUAGUGAUUUCGUUACAUUAUUAUUAUUAAAACGUAAUUUCAUAUGAAUUACUCCUUUUAGGCAAACAACAAUACACGUUGACAUCUAUAUUAUCUAUUUUUAAUCGCAUAUUCGAAGUAAAUGUUAAUCAUAUUUUAAUCAAAUUUCAUAAGACCGCCCGUGAAUUAUAUUCUUUCAACAGAAGAAUAUCGUCCAAAUUGAUUCAUAAUAUGUAUCCGAAUUAUGAGAUAUGUACAUAACACGCGUGAAGUUUUUAUAUUAAAAAAAAAUAUAUAUAUAUAUAUACAUAACAUAUUCAUAUAUACAUACCUACAUUUUAUAAUAUUACGCGUUAAGCGACAUUGUUUAUUAUAUUGUUAUUAUUAUAAUGUAGAUGAUAGUAUCUGAUGAUGAUAAUGAAUAAAUGAAAAGGAAAUAAUUUGUUCGCUAAAAAUUAAUAUUAAAUGUUCACGUAAAAUGUUGUAGGUGCUGUUACACGUAUCGACUGCGUAUUGUAAUUGUAUAAGAGAAAACGUCAAAGAAAAAAUUUACGAGGCUCCAAUUGGAUGGCGAGAGAUGAUUACAAUAGCAGAAAAUUUAGAUCCGGCUGAAAGCAGUAUUUUAACGAAAAAGUAAGAGGUUUAAAAAUAUUUACACGUAUUCAUGAAUACUAUUACAAUAUGAAACAAAAUAACACAAUAUUAUCACACUUGAUUAUUAUUAUCUAAUAAAUAAAAAAAAAAAACUAUAGGGUUACCUGCCUAUACCUACUUAUAUUUAUUUUCAAAAUUCAAUAAAAAUGAUGAUUUACCUUUCGUAUAGAUAAACGAAUCGCCCAACUUGAUAUUAUUAUAAUUGCGUAAAGAAAAUUAAACUGACAAUUUUGUUAAUCGCGUGAAUCAAUACAUUACACGUUUCUUAACUUUUUACAAAAAUGCAUGAGAAAAAGUAAAAAAUAUGUAUAUACUUAUAUUUAUUAUAAUGUUUAAAGUAAAACGAUUGUUAUUUUUGUGUGAUAAAAAUAUUCGCUAUUACCUAUACUUAAAAUCAUAGAUAUUCAGAAGAAAAAUUGGUAGACAUUUUCAUUUUAAGCUCACGAUUAACGUCUAAGCACUUUAAAUUAUUAUUUGUUUACGUUAAUCGAUAAACACUUAACAAUAUAAUAUUUUAUCACUCAUUUAAGUUAUGUAUGCAAAUUAACGGUUGGCUUUAUGAUAAUGAGUAAUAAUUUAAAACUAAAAAAAAAAAACCUUUUAUAAAUAAAAAAACUAAAAGAAAAAUAGGGUAUCUAAUAGUUUAUAAAAUACAAACUUCGUAUAAUGUUCUAUUUAUUCUAAGGGUGGGCCGAUAUCACUUUUUACCGAUACUCGAUAUUCCGGUAUGUGUUACAAAUAUAUUUUUUAGUGCAUUUUUUCAUAUUCCAUAGACAUUAUAUAGACGUUUUUCUCUGAAAAUAUCGGUUUUGAAAAAAAAUAUAAUAAUAGUUCCCAUAUCGACGAAACCAAUUCGAGUAUAUUGGUUUAUGUACCGGCCAACCUAUAGUUUAUUUUGAAUACACCCAAUUUUACGCAAUACAAUAUAAAUAAUGGAGUAUUUUAUAAACCCAAUAACAAUAAUAAUAAUUGCAAUGUCGAUAUAAUGAUGUACUGAUUGCGUUGUUUAUUUGAAUGUAUAUAGAUUAUUAGGAACGUUUCCGAACACGUACACGCUAACGAAAUUGCUCGCUGAACAAAUAAUUAAUGACGAGCGGAAUAACUUACCAUUGGUUUUAUUCAGACCGUCAAUCGGUGAGUUGAAUAAUUGAAUUCAUUUAAAUAAUUUUAGACAUCUGAAUGUAAUUAUAUAUUAAAAAUGGUGCACAAUCCAAGUAAAUCGUGCGAAAUGCUUUCAUACAAUACUCGCUUUAUUCCAUGUCCAGAGACGUCCCUGGAUAGUAUCCAAAUCGCUCCAUCUUUUCGGUGAAAUAUUUGUGCCUAAUAACUGUUGGCGGUCGAAACUUACCUAUCUUGAUCACAUAUACAAAGGUAUAAGCCCUACACAGUCGUCGCUUCCGAAUGCUCAAAAAAUUGGUUUUAAUCAACGAACAAACAAAAUUAAAUAUACACGUGUGGGUUCCAACUCUGGGGUAAUGAUGAAAAAUCAAUCGCAAAUAAAAGUCAACAUUACCGAAAUAUCAGCCUCUGUAAAAUUACUACGUCCACACAUACCCGAAAAUUGGAACAAUACAUGAAGAAUCAGUAACCUUUUAUAAAAACAAUUCAACAACAGACUCCAACCUGACCUCUCUACAAUUUUAUUCCGAUGAACCCCCGAGACGGCUAAUACGGAAACGAUGGUGCCGUGAUUCAUUAAACGAUGGUAGAUGAGCUCUAUAAAAAAAAAGUCGAAUAAAAGGAUGUUGCCACUGCCCGCGACAGGGUGACUUCUUUUGAUACACAGUAUCAUCACAUAUAUUCUUACUGUUCUCUAUAGCAUGAGCGUGCUUACGUGAGGCGAUCAUGUAUCCAACCCUGUAGGGAAUAAAUUUUGCAUCUAUCAUGAAAACAAAUUAAUAUAUUAUAUGUAUUAGCUACGUCCUAUAUAGUGUAUACGAGUGUACCUUCAUUAAAAUAAAUAUGAAAACAAAUUUGAAACAUCAACAAAUAACUGGGUACAGUAUACAACGCUUUGAUACAAUUACGACUUCGGAUCGAUAAUGAAUGAAUUAUUUUGCAUAAUAUGCAAAUAAAUACAUUAAAACUAAAUCGAUAGUGUAUUUUUGAAAUAAAAUAUUAUAUAUUCAUGCUAUCCCGUAUGCAACACGAAUACCUAUUAGUAUAAUAAUAAUAAUAAUAAUACUUUUUUAUCCUUUUUUAUACUACUUGAUUAUCCUUAAUCCUUAUUUCGAACUUCAACAUUAUUCUAGAAUACAGAUUCAAAAAUUACAUAUUAUUGAUCAAAACAUAUAACAGGUAUUAUAUAGUAUUAAUGAACUAAAAUAUCAAUAAUGAAGAUAGUAACGUGUGGAGAUUCUUCACUGAAGAAUAAAUCGGUCAUAAUGGGUGAACUUAACUACAGCACUUUAUUCAAAUUGAAAUAAAAAUUAGUGUAGGAUAAUAUAAACUGUACGUUGAUUACCUACUAAAAAUAAUUGCCAUUUUUAGAUAAUUCUAAUAUAUGAUAGGUAAUUUAAAAUGACUCGGUGUCUAUAAACAAUGUUUUUAGAAAAGCUAAAUUUAUUUAAUAUUAUUGGUUUCUUUUUUUUAAGUAGACCAUUUUUAAAACGUAACAUUGAAAGAACAAUUUUUUUAGUGCUAGGUAAAAACCAAUAUUAAUUGUGUGUUGACAUAUAAUUAAUAAAACACGUACGUUCGGUUUUAUACUAAUCAAUAGUGUUUGUUUUGUUAGACGACGACCUUAAAAAUAGUUUAUACUAAAUUUCAUAUACGUAAAAAAAAAAGCAUAUGCGGCAAAAUAAAUUUAAAAAAUCAAAACAAUUUAGUAUUCGAUUCUACUAUAAACAAUAGCAUGUAGGUAUACAAAAUAUAUAAUGAUUCAAUUUUUGUUCGCGUUUUUAAUAUGUUGUACAAAAUAAUAUUGAAUAGACAAUAUUAUAAAAUAUUAAGCUAAAAUCAUUUUUUAUAUUCUGUUGGGCAAUAUGUGUGUGUUCUUUAUUUAUACUUACUUAAUAAAAAAUAAAACUAAUUGAGAAACAUACGAUUUAUAAUAUCUAAAUUUUGAAUAAUAUUUAACCGGGCCUCCCUGUAUACUCUCUUAAUUAAACAUAAUAAUAUGUAUAAAAUUUUACCGGCAGUAAAAGUUAUUACCUAAUAACUUCAAACAUAUUAUAUUUGUUUAACGUCUUGUAAAAAUAAAUUCGUUUAUUUAGUAACACAAAGCCUGAUACAACUAAGGUACCUAUAAUAGGUAUACUAUACCUACUAUAAAUAUACUCUACUACUAAUAUACUAUAAUAUACUUAUAAUAUAUUAGUAUAAUAUUAAAUAUAAACUAAGGUAUAAUAUCUAGUUUAUUAUUUGUCGAUUUUUUAAGGGAGAAGGAUGUUUUUUUUAAAUUUGUGCACCUCUAUAAGCCCCUCAAACGAAUUCCGAGGAUACACUUUUAUUUAUAUCUAUAUGCAUAGUGUGAAUCUCGUGGAUGUGCCUAUUGGGAGUUUCAACUUUCAGCGCCACCCUCAUUAUCUGUUUGUAUGUAACUUUCGAAAACUACUUUACGUAUUUGAUAAAAUUAUUUUUGUUCGAUUCUUUAUCAUUACCAAAAAGUUAUAAGAUAUAUAAUUUAUAUACCUGAAAGAGAUGAAAGGUAAUAGAUCAUGAAAUAAGGCGGGGGGGGGGAGAAUAAACUUAGAUAAUGGGUGUCUAGCGUACAAAAAUCGUAUAAAAUACAAAUUUAAUUUAGUUAAUUACUUACCUAUGUAUCAUAAUUAAUAUAAAACUAUUAAUAUAAGUAAGCAACUCUAGCCACCAUAAUUAUUUUAGUCAUAAAAAACAAUCAUAAAAAAAAAAAAAAAAAAAAAAGGUGUCCAAGGAAAAUUGGGCUGGACAUUUUUAUAAGUAAUUUAAUGUAUAUCUGUAUCAAUAUAUCAAUGAUUAACCAUUGCUAACAAUUCUUCUUCAAUAAUAUUUGUUUAUUAUUGUACCUAUUUUCUCGGUUUUUCCCAUGUAUUGGGAAAACUGAGAAAAUCAAAAAAUGACCUAGUAUCACCCCAGUCAGAUUUCCUUUCAGGAAAAUCAAUUUGCUACACUUGUAAAUUGGAGCAAGAUUUCUGGUAGAAAAGUUGUUCGCGGAUAAAGAAAGACAUCAAUAUAAAACCAAUAAAUUCCCCGCCCCGCUCAGAAUCUUAAAUGAAAUAAUAUUGUAACGGCAACAAGUCGUCUGAGAAAAAAUUUAACUCUGGUUGCGGAGCUCUUUUGCAAAUGGGUAUUUUUUUUAUAAGGUCAUAAAUUAUGAUAAAUUGUUAUUCUUUGACAUUGUUCUGAUACUUAUCACUUAUGUAAAUAUACUUAUUACCUUUUAUAUACAAUUGGUACCUAUUGUAUAUUUAAAUUAUAAAUGUACAAAAUAACACAAGUUGAGUUGUUCGUUUAUCCGUUGAAUAAAAUAACAUUAAACAGUUGUAUACAAGUAUCCGGUAGACAGACAGUCUAAACAUAACUAAAUGUAUCAUAAUUGUAACUGAUAUAUAAUAAUAAUAAUAAAAAUUGCUGCACAAAACUAUAUAAACUACCGAAAUAGGCUACAGAAAUCACAAUUAAAUAGAAACUUAUAGAUACCUACCUAUUUGUUUGUUCGGCUACGAUCUUCAAGACCAACUAUGCAUACGUAUCCACCUCCAAAUAUCACGAUCCUUCGCAAAUUCAUAUCUGGUUGUACUUCUGUCACGCCAUUCAUACGCGGUCUUUCCACGGGUCUUUUACCGUUCAGAAUUUCCCAUAAAGUUAUCACCACUAAAUCGUCCUAUUUUCUCCAUACAUGACGUGAAAUGUUCACUUUUUGAUAAUUUUUACUAAUAUGUCUGGGAUGCUAAAUAACCUAGGUCUCUUUUAGCGCUGCGGUACAUCUUUUCCACUAUUCGCCCCUGUUUAUGGAUUAAGGCAUAUAACCCAAAUACAUUAUGACGUAUCAACACAAAAUUUGUUAUUAUGGUAACUAUUCAAAUACUAUUAUACUCGUAGUAUUAAUGUGCAUAAAUUUAAAAAUAAGUUAAUCGCGUUUAUCUGUAAACAAAAUAAUAUAUCAGCGUAUAAUCGAAACGGAAUGUAACGCUAUACAUAAUGAUAAAAAAAUAUAGGACACGACAUAAAAUUUAAAAUAAUUUUAUGUAUAGGUAUAGACUAUAAUAAUUAUCGAUAUAUUGUUUUAAGAAUACAUUAAUAGUUAUAUCAAAUAUAAAGAAUAAAUAAGACUGUAGAUAGGUGUCAUUGGAAAAUCAAAUGAAAUGUUGAGGUUUCGAGGGACUGAAUUGGCUUAUUUAUAUUAUAGGUUACCUAUAACAUUACUUACCUACCUAUUUGUUAUUCAUAUUUGAUGCAGGUACCUACUAACUUAAUAUCUAACAUGAUAUUCGUAAUUUCCUCUCCCCCUUGUAUUUUGGAUUAUACAAUAUUCAGUCAUUAUACUAUUUAUAACUCGACUCUUAAGUAUACCGUGAAUAAAUAUAAUAUAUUUAUUUUUGCAUAUACAAUUUUGUAUUAGUGUAGCCACAAUACAGGAUAAAAUGCUAUUAUAUUAUUUCUGAGUUUGUGUAAUAUGCGAACAAUAAUGUAUACAUAUAUUGACAAUACUAUAAUAAAUAAUGCUAUUUUUUUUUCGGUAUUUACAGUUAUAUCGUCGGCCAGCGAUCCUAUUAAAGGAUGGAUAGAUAACUUUAAUGGACCAAUUGGCCUUAUGGUGGCUUCUGGCAAAGGAGUGGUGCGAGUAACCUACGGUAAAAAAUCGAUUAUUCCGGAUUAUAUGGCAGUCGACAUAUCGAUAAAAUCAAUGAUUACAGCAGCUUGGUAUCGAACAGUAUCGAAGUAAUUAUUAUUAUUUUUUUUUUCAAUUAGUUUAAAUGUUUAAAAUACAAAUUUUGUAAAAAAGUAUUUUUAAUAUUGAUAAUGUACGGUAUUUAUAAAAAAUAUAAUUAUAUUAUUUUAUUAUAUCGUAUUAGGUACUAUACUUACAUCGAACCAUUUUACGUUUUACAGCUUACCGGGAGAUAAUUCGAUUGCAGUCUACAACAGCGCGUCCGUUUCGAAAUCAAUAUCGAAUGAGGAAUUAAUAACACUCGGUAUGAAAUGUUUAAAAGAAUACCCGUUCGAGGAAAUAUUAUGGUAUCCAUCUAUUAUUUUUACGAACUGCUUUUACUACUUUUAUAUCAUUUCUAUGUUGACUCAAGUUCUUCCAGCGAUUUGUCUUGAUAAAAUAAUGGAUUGGCUCGGAAAACCACACAGGUAUAAGCUAAUUGAUAACCUACUUAAUUAUAAUUAAUAAUAGAACAGAAUCUACUAAGAAUACAAAGUAUUUACUAAUAAUGAAUAUGCCACUGUUUUAGGAAGAAAGUAGGAUUUAUAGAGCAUUUAGUUUAUAUCUGUUAUACGCAACGAUAAAUCAUUACUAACGAAAAACGAUUCUAAACGGCGUUCGGUUAAACAUGUAUUGAAACGCCGCAAUUUCAGUUUAUUUCCAUUUAUUAAGAAAACUAAAUGGAAAAUUAAAAAUUGGCAUUCUUAAUUAUGCACCGACUAGAUAAAAAAUUGUACAAGAAAAAUCCUAAAAUGUUUUUGAUCGACGGAAGAUUUCUAGUAUAAGAGUUGUUUACGGACACAAAAACAAAAAUACAGAAUAACAUCAUAUAGUAAACAAAUACGCUUCACUCAAAAUCUAAAAUGAUAUUUUGAUUAAUUUUAAAAUUAACUUAUACAAUAGAUAACUCGUUAAUCUUCAAGAUUAGUAACAAUUUUUUUUCUUUUGUAAAUGUACACCCACCAACGCAAUGUCAUGACCUAGCAAAUUAUGGCGCACGAUAGUGGGUUGAUAGAUUUUUAGCGAUCCAACACCCCAAAAGAAAAGUAAAGUGAAGAAUUUUAAUUUUACUUUUGGUGUAUACUGUUGUAUACUGGCCUGUUAAUUAGUUUUCGACUAGUUUAAGUAUAUCUUACGCUAAUCAUCAACAUCAUGGAUGAUUUCUAGUAGCAAAAUUUUUUGGUCAGGGCAUUAAGACGGUCAAUUUUUAUUUUUCUUUGAAGUUUCCAUAGUAAAAGAAGGAAAACAUGAAAAUUUAAGCAAUAUUAUAUGCGUUUUAUGUGGAUAAAAUUUUUUUCGCCCAGUAAAAAUGAACAAAAAUUUAACACAAGAUUUAACAUAUACGUAGUACUGUAAAUAUUUUGAGCAUGAUGUCGUAUUAGAUUCUGCAAAGUAGAGCGAAGAUGCUUAUAGUUUUACAAAGAUGUUUAUUUUUCUGUGUACAACUUUUCUACCAGAGGAAUUGCUUCAAUUUUUACGUGUAGAACCUUUUCUCAAAGAAAAUCUGUGUGGGGAAGUCUUUUUUCGAUUUUCUCAUGAGUUUACCUAGCAAAUGUAAAAAACCAAGAAAAAACACGGAAAACCGGCAAAAAAAACGUAAGAAAAACGGGAAUAUCGGUACAUCAAACAAAUAUUAUUAAUGAUAAUAUGUAUUGCCUCUUUAAUUGUUUUACCAUAACAUACCAGACAUACAUUGUUGACAAAAAAAUCAUUAUGAACUGAAUUCCGCUCAGAAUCUUAUUUUCGUUAGCAAUGAUUAAUUGUUGCUAACAGAUAAUUUAAUACAUUAAAUUACUUAUAACAGUGGCUACACCUGUCUCCAUUAUCCUAGAACGACUUUUUUUUUUUGUUGACAUUGAUCCAUGUAUUAAGAAAUAGAUACAUAUUUAUGAUAACGGAAUGCGUAAUGAUAAUUUUAAUAAAAAAUAAAAUACGAGCUGUUUUUUGAGUUAUUGUGGGUAGCUGCUGGACAUUUAUUUUUUUUUUUUUAUAAGCGUUUAAGUUUAAAUUAAACCUUAUUUACUUAUUUAAUUUAAAAUGUAAAUAAUUGUAAUUACUAAUUAAUUUUGUAGUUACAAAUUAAUAAAAGGUUCAAUUUUAAUGUAUCAAAAAAUAUUAAUCGAACUUUGAACAGAAUUGUUUUACGUUUGCAAUGAUCUAUUGUUGCAUACAGUAAAUAAUAUUCAAAUUGAUUACCAUGUGUAUCUGAUUACAUUUCCUACUUCCCACCUACAACAGUGGGCUACCCAUAUGCAAUAUCCUGUUUGAGUAUCUCAGAGACAAUACACCCACAUAUUGAAAAAAAUAUAUGUAUAACCGUAUUAUUUUAUUGUACAGGCCUGUAUUUUCAGAGGUUAAUUUUGAACUUUUUUAUGUUUCUAUAUAAUUAUGGUAUUCACCAUUCAGUACAUAGGUACACACACCUUCCAUUACCCCCAUUAAUACAAAAAAGACGUCCAGUGAAACUCGACCGAAAAGCUAAGCUGACUGGAUAUAUUUUCAAAAUAAACUGCAACUGGUAUUUUUAAACAUUAUUCUGCAAGGUAUUGGUUAGGUGCUUUUCAAAAAUAGAAUUAGGUUAGACGUUCAUUAGUUAUAAGGUGUACAAAAUAAUACAACAGAGCACAAUUUACUUAAAAUGAUAUACAAAAUUAUCGAAAUAGUAGCAUUAAUUAUUUUACGCCUGUGAACCUACUUAUCAAAUCAUAAUUAAUUAUGCAAUCUCUACAUAUAGAUAUAUAAAAUAUUAAUAACAUUCGUUACUUUGUUGUGUUAUAGACGUCUAUUACCUAUACAACAAAAAAUCUAUGUGAUUACGAUGGCGUUGUCGUACUUUACUACACAAUCGUGGAAAUUCGAAAAUAAAAAUUUUUUAAAUCUAAUCGACAAAAUAUCGGAAGCGGAUCGCAAAGAAUUCAAUUACAACUUCGAAAAUAUUGAAGCUAUGGUAUUUUUAAAAAACGCAGCGGUCGGCGCACAAAAAUAUUUGUUCAAUAUCGACCACUCGAGAUUACCAAUUGCAAAACGAAAAAUGAAACGGUAAACAUUCCUUUAGUAUUAGAAAAUUAUUACCUACCAAACAAUUAAUAAUAAUAUAUGCGUAUUAUGUACUAAAAUCAGGACCGAUAUAAGGCGCAGGCUUAGGCUCAUCACGGCGGCAUCGCCGUCAUUUUUACGGGGCUGCGUUUUUUAAUUCAAUGAAUUGUAGUCUAAACUAAUGUCAAAUUUGAGUUUUUUAGUUCAGUAAACACGCUAAAAGAAUUAACAAAUCAGGUAACAGAAUUAUUUCCGAACAUUUAGGUAUCACAAUUAAUAAUAUAACAAAGAAAAAAGCAUUACCAAAUUAAAAUAAUAUUUAACAAAUCUCUGAAUAAUGCUUAUAAGGGGUUAAAGCAAGAAUAAUACAUAUUUAAAUACUAUUAUUGUAGUUUGUUAAUUUUUUUUUUGGAAAACAUUUUCGGUUAGUAAAAAUGUUCCGAUUUGAUCGUGUUAUACAUUAAUAGAUUUUUUACAUACUUUCAAAAUUACAAGUAAACUUUUUUCAAAAGAAUUACUUUUUAUGUAUUGUUUUAAAACACUUAUUCGGUGUGUAAAAUUCUCCAGUUUUUUAUGCUUUAAAAGAUGCAAAAUUUCCACCCGAUGGUAUUUUACUUGAUCGGUUUUUCUAGAUUUCAAAACGUUUUAUUUAAAUAACUUUUAAAACCUGACUGUAAAUGACGAUACAUACGUUUUACCGGCUUACCGAACUCUGUUUAGAAUCGAGUUUUAGUUACUAUGAUUUUUCGUUGCUUUCAGUAUACAAACUAAAUUACGGUAUAUCCCAUAUUUUCCAAAUUUACGGCCAAUAACAGUACUUUACUCAUGGUGCGAAAUGUAUAUUCCGGCUAUUUAAACAUGUACGUUCACUAUUUAAUUUGAACAUUCAGAUAUGUGUAUCAAUGCACGUUAUAAAACAUUGUAAAAUAUAAUUAAAUGGCUAUUGUGUUAACAAUAAUAAUUGACAGAAAUACCUUAUUGUAUCAAUUUGAAAUUUCUACGAUUAUUUAUCGUAGAAAAACAAGAAUGGCAUAUAUUAGCUGAAUGUAAUUUUAGAUCAAGCCUCUGUCGAUAUAGGUAUGUAUAUUACCAAUUAUAAGUCCAAUUACCUAUUUUAUUCGAACGAGGACGAGGGAACUUUUAAAUGUUAAAACAAUUCAAAAGUUUCGAUGGCUUUUUUUUUUGCUCUUUAAUAAUUAUUCCCCUCCCACCGGAAAUUCUAUCGGUUUAUAUUAUAAUAUAGAACCGAUAAAAUGAUCUUGCCCACGCGUACAAAUUACUAACGUCGGUCCUGAAUCGUAAUAUUGUCGAUUCAUUAGCACCAUAAUAUUAUUAUAUGGUUAAAUAAAUUACAUUUCUAAUUUUCAGAUACAUGUGGAUUAACCGGAUUGUAAAAACGAUGGGUUUAAUAGUACUAGUACUAGUUUUAAUACGAUUUAACAUCAUACCGAGCGCAUUGCUCCGUAGUAUAUGUUGUUUCAAAUCAAUUAUUACUUAA
Messenger RNA from Cinara cedri, 14001 nucleotides. The record is from the annotation of a GenBank genome assembly. NCBI's taxonomy places the organism in Eukaryota, Metazoa, Arthropoda, Insecta, Hemiptera, Aphididae.